GCCCGCGGGGGUCGUGACCCUGUCGCCCGGCCGGUCUCCGGCACUUCCGGCUCGGCGCGGUGACGCCGCGGGGUCGCGCCCCACGUGACUCCGCAUCCGGAAGCGGCGCGGAGUGGCCGCCGGUGCCGCCCCCGGUACCGCUCCCGUUCCCGUCAUGUGAAGCGGAGGGACGGGCUCCCGUAGGCCACGAUGGAGCCCACGGCCUCGCAGGUGUUCUGCGGGAGGGUGCUGGGCAUGGUUAACGCCGAGGACGUCAACGCCAUCAUCCUGGCCCAGAAAAACAUGUUGGAUCGGUUUGAGAAGACGAACGAGAUGCUGCUCAACUUCAACAACCUGUCCAGUGUCCGCAUGCAGCAGAUGAACGAGCGCUUCCUACACCACACCAGGACCCUGGUGGAGAUGAAGAAGGACCUGGACAGCAUCUUCCGGAGGAUCCGGACACUCAAAGGGAAGUUGGCAAAGCAGUACCCAGAGGCUUUCAGCAACAUCCACGAAUCCCCCAUCCUGGAGGACGAUGACGACUUUGACCCCGUCCCCAAGAGCACCACAACCACCAUCGCUACCUCUGAGCAGAGCACGGAGUCCUGUGACACCAGCCCCGACGUCAUCUCCCCCACCACCAGCCAGGAUUUUGAGGAUUUAUCCCAAGGCCAGUAUGACAGCCCAGCCAUGAAUGGACAGAGUCUCACAGAUGAGGACACGGCCAACGGCCUGGACUAGGAGCCCUGCCCCUGGAGAACUUUCUAUCCUGUAUUUAUAUUUGUGUGUUGCUUUUUUUUUUUUUUUUUUUUUUUCCUCGGGAAGAGGGAAGCAAAGGCUGGGAGAAGCUGAGGGAAAAGGGUGCUGCCCUUCUGCCCCCCACUCGCUUCAGGGGGAAUCAGUAAAUCCUGGAUUGGAAAUACCUCUUGUCCUCCCUCGUUCCUGAGCUCAGGAGAGCAGCUAAACUCCACCGUCCAUGUAGAAUUUUUUGUUGCAGAAAACCUGUUUUGGGGUACAGAUGUUUGUAUUUUGUGAGGAAUGUUGUCUCUGAGGCUCAGCAGCUCUGUCCCUGCUGCUGAUGGAUUGUGCUGGCUGAGUUUUGCACUGCUGGGAUGAGCCAGAGCCGUGUUUCCCUUUGGUUCUCACGUUCAGCCCCUCAUUUGGUGCUGAUGGUUGCUCCACAGGCAGCCUGCCGAGGGCAGGACCUGUCCAGAUCUUUCUUUUCCACCAGCAGUGCGGUGUGAUGGAGGAACUGCUUGGGUUUGGGCUCCUGCUGGCCUGGGAGGGGAUGAGAGGAGAGUAAGGGGAUGGAGGACUGGGUUUUGGGGCUGAUCCUGGAACUGGAGCUGUGGGACCCGUCAUGGGGAUGGUUCUGGGGCUGUGGGGUCCAUGGGGUCAGUGUGGCACUGGUCCUGGCACUUUGGGGCCGGUCGUGGGUGCAGUCCUGUGGCCGUGGGGUCAGUGUGGGGCCUGUCCCAGGGCCCUGUGGGCAGUGUCGGGUUUGGGGGGACGGUCCUUGGGGCCAUGGGGCCAUGCAGUCAGUGUUGGUCCGGUCCCAGGUCCGUGCAGACGCUCCCGUGCCGUGUCCCGGGGUGACGGUGUCACCCCGGCAGUGACAGGACAGAGCCGGUGUCAUCCCGGCAGUGAUGAG
Molecule: messenger RNA, 1630 nt
Organism: Cinclus cinclus
Lineage: Eukaryota; Metazoa; Chordata; Aves; Passeriformes; Cinclidae
Gene: KXD1
Product: KxDL motif containing 1
Exons: 5
Coding region: 190-720 (176 amino acids)
Biological process (GO): lysosome localization
Cellular component (GO): BORC complex
Source: RefSeq, a predicted model, not a curated record